Sitophilus oryzae (rice weevil) is the source of this 2471-nucleotide messenger RNA. Its product is annotated as tetratricopeptide repeat protein 39C-like. Lineage: Eukaryota; Metazoa; Arthropoda; Insecta; Coleoptera; Curculionidae. The transcript is spliced from 10 exons. Gene Ontology annotation, molecular function: protein binding. Gene Ontology annotation, biological process: cilium assembly. Bases 194 to 2308 code for a protein of 704 amino acids. The record is from RefSeq and is a predicted model, not a curated record.
UACUCCGUUUGACACUGGCAUUGGAAACAUCAAUUUCCUUCUUUACUUCCAGUUUUCCUUGCUCAAAAUUUUUGUUUUUUUCUCUGUUUAUUUAGCGAUGCUUUAGUUUCGUAAAAGCGGGUGCUACAUUGCAAUAAACUAAAAUGUACGCUAAUAUUUUUUGUUGCGUAACGGGCGUAAAUGGAUAAGGAAAAUGGCAUAUUCCAAUCCAGAAAUUCUUACUCCUAAACACUCCCAAGAUGACACCGUACCAUGCGAAGAAAAAAAGAAACCUGACUGGUUAUUAGCCAAGGAAGGAAUAAAUUUAAUUAUAAAUAAUAACCAUGCUGAAGCGGAAGCCUUAUUUUUGCAAUAUCCCAACAGCUUGGUUAUGUUUGCUGGAUAUUCAUUUGCUGUUUUUAUGGACGCUUUGAUGAGCUUUGAGGAGGAAAAACUUACAAAAGCAAUAUUAGUAUUAAGGGAAGUAGAGAAACGAUGUACUACUGAAAAUGGCUGGUUCAAAUCUAUUUCUCAAAAAGUUUUCGGUGGUUCUACGGACAAUACUCAAUCAAUAUCCGAUCAGAUGGAAACUCAAAUUAUAUUAGCUGAUUCCCAGGUAUGUCUAGCAAUACUAACGUUCUUACAACAAGAUAUAUCUGGCUAUUUCAAAGGAGGAUGGAUUCUGAGGAAAGCAUGGAAGGUAUAUCAGAAAACCUACAGGGAAAUACUGAGUUUAUAUCGAGAGAGAAUCGGAGAACUCCACUUACCUGAUCCUGUCUUAAGUCCCGUCGGUUCCAGGGCUUCGAGAACGGCUCAGAACUUCGAAAACGACACACCUAGUCCCGAAUGGUUGAUACCGGAAACCUCCACCAACGGGUACUCCCCCCAUUUUUCCUCAAUUUCCCAUUCCAAAUCCUUGAAUUUCGCCGGAGAGGUUCAAAAGACAGACAAGCGCCGAUCGCAAUAUUGUAUCAACAACAACACCAGUACCAAAAGUAAAAAAUCCGGCGGUUUAAGUUUGAAAAAGUCGCAUUCUGUUACCGAAGCCUUAAGCUCGAAGUUUAGUAAUAAUACCGGGGCUAGGAAGCUGUCGUUUGGGCCUUUUUCCAGUGCGUUAUCUUUUACCUCACUCACCAGCUCUUUAAGUAACAUUUUUCCUCUGGAAAAUCUUAGAGAUUACCAAAAUAUUGACCGAGAGACUAUUAUCAGGCUCAUGGGAGCCAUAUCUUUUGGCUAUGGUCUGUUCCAGUUGGGUGUUUCACUCUUACCACCGUCGCUGAUGCGAUUGGUGAGCAUCCUGGGAUUUGCUGCGAAUAGACAAAAUGGAAUUGCUUGCUUAAUGUAUGCCAGGAUGGGUAUGGAUAUGCGUGCACCGUUAGCCAGUUUGGCAUUACUUUGGUACCACACAAUAGUACGUCCAUUUUACGCAAUAGAUGGUACCAACGUGCAAGCCGGUGUGGCGUCUUCUUUAGUACUCAUCCAAGAAUCAGAAAAGGAAUUUUCCAACUCUGCCUUAUUUCUAUUUUUUGCCGGAAGAACAAAUAGAUUGAACUCGAAUAUAAAUCAGGCUUUGUCGUGUUUUCAACGAGCCAAUGAGCAUGCUAAUCACAGAGAGAUCAAAAUUCUAUGUCUUCACGAAAUAGGAUGGUGCUAUCUUAUCCAACUGGAUUAUGACAACGCCAAAAAUACCUUUUUGUAUUUAAAGUGCGCUAGUAGAUGGUCCAGGGCCUUUUAUCUGUAUUUAGCAGCAAUAUGUGCAGGUGCUACUCGAGAUAUACAAAGCUAUAGCUUAUUCGACGACUUCCAGCUGUGUUCUGGUGGUACUAGAGGAGGCCAACUAGAUGAAUUUUUAAACAGACGUUUCCAGUGUUGUCCCAAAGAUGCAGAAUCGGCCAAAAAACUCGAUCCACUGUAUUUCAGGCUUCUGGUUUUCGAGAUGCUUUACCUUUGGAACACUUUGGCCAGCUGUACCACUUCAAAUAUACAGAACAUUAUUUCAGAUUGCGAACAUGUGGAUACUUCUAAAGGCGAACCACGGAUUGGUCUUUCAAAUUUAAUUUUGGGCAGUUGUUACACUAUUGAAAAACGUAACCAAGAUGCCGUAAAAUCCUUUAGGAAAUGCUUGGAAAGGAGAUCUGCCGAACUUAAUGAUGCUGUCGAUGCUCACAUUUCCGCUUUUUCUCAGUUUGAACUAGGUUUCAUUUUGAUACAAAACGAUCAGACACGUGAAGAAGGAAGAGCGCUUUUGCAGGAAAUAGAAAAAUACAGUCGUUACGAUUUUGAGUCUAGGUUAAAUGUCAGAAUACAUUCCACUUUGAAAAAUUUCUAGUUUUAAUAUGGCAUAAAAAAUGGUAUUAUUUUGUUAUUAGAUUGUCGAGAAACAGCUGUAAUAAAUAUUUAUUAAUAUGGAGAUCGCAAUGAACACUAUAUAAAAAUCUAAAAAUAUUUUUACAAAAAAAAUAGUUUUAAUAUUUUUUGACUGUCCAUAAUAU